Erythranthe guttata (spotted monkey flower) is the source of this 2078-nucleotide messenger RNA. RefSeq names its product SKU5 similar 2 (gene SKS2). Gene Ontology annotation, molecular function: copper ion binding; oxidoreductase activity. Lineage: Eukaryota; Viridiplantae; Streptophyta; Magnoliopsida; Lamiales; Phrymaceae. The record is from RefSeq and is a predicted model, not a curated record. Gene Ontology annotation, cellular component: plasma membrane.
GGUUAUUUUUUAAUUAAUAGAAGUUUCUGCGCUCGCUCAAUUCGUUAAUGGCGGCUUUUCGUCUGCUGUAUUUGAUUUGCGUCGGUUUGCUAUUUGGUGUGUGUUUUGGCGCCGACCCCUUCGCCAACUUCGAAUUGGAUAUCUCUUACAUCACUGCUUCUCCGCUUGGUGUUCCUCAACAGGUAAUAGCAGUCAAUGGGAAAUUCCCAGGCCCAGUUCUCAAUGUAACAACUAAUUACAACGUCGUUGUAAACGUCAAGAACAAACUAGACGAAAAUCUUCUCAUGACAUGGUCCGGAAUCCAGAUGCGUCGAUCUUCGUGGCAAGACGGUGUUCUCGGCACCAAUUGCCCGAUCCCACCGAAAUGGAACUGGACUUAUCAAUUCCAAGUCAAGGAUCAAAUCGGGAGCUUCUUUUACUACCCUUCGCUCGGCAUGCAAAGAUCGUCCGGUGGAUUCGGCCCUUUCAUCGUCAAUAAUCGGGACAUUAUUCCCAUUCCCUUCAAUACCCCCGAUGGCGAUAUCGUAAUUAUGAUCGGCGAUUGGUACACUCGCAACCAUACGGCUCUUCGAAAUGCACUCGAUGGUGGAAAAGAAUUAGGAAUGCCCGAUGGAGUUCUUAUUAACGGAAAAGGACCCUACAGAUAUAACAACUCUCUCGUACCCGAUGGAAUCGAGCACGAAACUAUAAAUGUUGAUCCGGGUAAAACGUACAGAAUUCGUGUGCACAAUGUAGGAGUAUCGACUAGUUUGAAUUUCCGAAUACAGGGCCACAAUUUGCUAUUGGCAGAGACAGAAGGCUACUACACGUCGCAGCAGAACUACACGAGCAUGGAUAUACACGUGGGCCAGUCGUACUCGUUUCUAGUCACAAUGGAUCAAAACGCAAGCACUGAUUAUUACAUAGUAGCGAGUGCUAGGUUUGUGAAUGAAUCUCUCUGGCAAAAGGUCACAGGCGUUGCUGUUUUACAUUACUCCAACUCGAAAGCGGGCCCCACAGGCCCGCUCCCUGACCCACCGAAUGAUAUUUACGACCGGUCUUAUUCGCUCAACCAGGCUAUGUCCAUUAGGCAGAACGUGAGUGCUAGUGGGGCCCGCCCUAACCCACAGGGCUCGUUCCACUACGGUUCGAUAAAUGUGACCGACGUGUAUAUGCUCAAGAGUGGUCCGCCUUUGACUAUUGACGGUAAAUUAAGAGCUACGUACAACGGAAUAUCCUUUGUCAAUCCCGAUACUCCCAUACGCCUUGCUGAUGUGUACAAAGUGAAGGGCGAUUAUAAGCUCGAUUUUCCAGAUACGCCCUCGGACAGGGCUGCCGUUGUGGAUAGAUCCGUCAUCAAUGCUACUUACAAAGGGUUCAUCGAAAUUAUAUUGCAGAACAAUGAUACUAUUGUGCAAACGUUUCACCUUGAUGGAUAUUCUUUCUUCGUAGUCGGGAUGGGCUAUGGUGAAUGGACGGAGAAAAACAGAGGAUCAUACAAUAGGUGGGACGCAAUAUCUCGUUCCACUGUUCAGGUUUUUCCGGGAGGAUGGACAGCUGUGUUUGUGUCUCUCGACAAUGUGGGUGCGUGGAAUCUUAGGACAGAAAAUCUUGAUAGGUGGUAUCUUGGACAGGAAACGUACAUGAGAAUUAUUAAUCCGGAAGAUUCUGGAAACAAAACGGAGUUGCCUGUGCCCGAUAAUGUUCUCUACUGCGGUGCCCUCAGCCACAUGCAAAAGCCGCAGAAAACUUCGUUAGCUUCGAGUCUGAAAGUAGACUCGCAUUUCUGUGUUGUUCUGGUAAUAGCGUUUCUUACAGCGAUGUUUCUCGCAUUUUAAGCUAAGGUAUAAUUAUAGUUUGGUGAAAUAUUUACAAUUGUUGGAAGAACUUCCUGAUAGAAAUCGUGUUAUUUUUACUUCGAUUUAGGAAAACUUUUUGUUUUGGGACUAUUGAAUUUGAUGAUAUACUUUGUUUGUGUGGAAUUGUCCAAAGUAUGUUCGUAGUGCGUGAUUGUAGGUGACUGUGUUGUUGCAUAUGUAACAUUCUUUGUGUGCCCAAAGAUGGGAUUCUUUAAUAUAAAUUUUCCUUUUUAAAUUUUA